Messenger RNA from Adineta steineri, 2370 nucleotides. The record is from the annotation of a GenBank genome assembly. Lineage: Eukaryota; Metazoa; Rotifera; Eurotatoria; Adinetida; Adinetidae.
AUGGAUACACAACGGCGAUUUCUAGGAGGAGGAGGAGGAGGUCCCUUAUUACCUGAAUUGCCUCGAUCACCUCAGCCAUCUAAUAUCCCAACACCAGCAACAGCACAACUUAUACCUGUUGAUUCACGUUUUCCUCCAACAAUGUUACCGCCCAUUAAUAUUCAAUCGAUACCAAAUCCACCAUUAUUUCCUUUACGAACUGGUCUUCAACCACAGAUAUUUGAUGAUUCGCUAAAUCAAUCUUUAUAUAAAGUAAAACAAUUAGAAAGUCGUGUACAAAUGACUGAAAUCUCUAAUCGUGCUUUACUUGAAGAAAUUAUUCGUUUACAAACUGAAUUAUUUAAUGCUAUACGUCAAAGUCAAACAGUUCUUCAAGAAGAACGUUUGUCUCGUCAACAAAUAGAGAAUAAUAUACGUAUUCAAAAUGAUGUUAUUCUUCAAUUAACAUCACGUAUUAAACGAAAUGAAUAUACACAUAAUGAUGAACAUCAAGCAUCAUUAACAGCAAAUGCAAGUCUUCGAGGACUUGAACAACAACUUAUAUCAAUUCAAAAAGAUACUUUUCUUCGACGAGAUCAUCAAUCUGUUAGUGUCGAAGGAAUUCGAAGACAACUCGAUGAAACGAACGUUCAACGAGAACAAUUAGAAAAAUCACAAUUAAAUAUUAGCGAUGAAAUUCGUUCUAUACGCAGUCGUUUAGAACUUGAAUCAGCUAAUUUAAAUAUAUUAACGAAUGAAGUUAAACAAAAAACAAGAAAAUUAGAAGAUGAUCAACGAUUAGCAAAUGAGCUUAUACGCAAACAACAAGAAAUAGUUAAUGCUGGUGAUCUUCUUUUUAAUGGAUUUCGAACAGCAACUGAACAAAAAAUGAAUGAAUAUCGAGAUUCAUUCAAUGAUAUAAAAACACGUUUAGAUUUUGAACGAGAAGAUCGUCGUCUAGUUGAAACUCAAUUAGCAUCGAAAUUAACAGAUCUUCAAUCUUCGUUAAAUUCAACCCGUUCAACUCAAACAGAAAUUGUUAAAACAAUGGAAAAUAUGCGUCGAGAAAGUGUUAAUCAAAUUGAGCAAACACAAAUAAAAUUAAGACAAGAAAUGAAUGAUAUUAAUAAUCAAACCGUACAACGAACCACCGAUAAAUUAGACCGUUUACGUGAUGAUUUUGAAUAUAGAACAAAAGAAAACGAAAAGAAUCAUCAAAUUGAAAAUGAACAGCGUCAACGACAAUUACAAACACUUCAAGGUGACGUAGAACAACAAGUUGAUGCGUUGAAAACUGUUACACAUGAUGAACAAUCGAAAAUCUAUAAUGAAAUUAGGGAAACAACAAAAAAAAAUAAUGAAUCAUUGAGAAAAUUAAAUGAUGGUAUUACAUUAAUUGAACAACAAACAGAUGAAAAUCGACGAAAAAUUGAAAAAGUUCUUGAUGCUGAAAUAAAAUCACGUAAACAACAAAGUAAAGAAAUGACUGAGAUGAUUACAAAGACAGAAGAAAAAGCAAACUAUCAAUUUGGUACAAUACAUUCAUCGAUUAAUAAUAUAAAUACACGUAUUACAGAUCUUCGUGAUUUAAGUAGUAAACCUGAAAUAAUUAAUAUAAAUAAACGUCUUGAUACAAUUGAACAUUCACAUCGUGAAACUGAAGGAAAUAUUCAAACAAUAUCAACUCAUAUCACCGAUUUAACAACACAUCAUACAGCUACAGAUGCACGUAUUCAACAACAUGAAGAUAAAAUCAAAGGAGGCGCACAAGCGGUUCGUGAUUUAACAACUCGUGUUUCUACAUUACCGACUACGGAUGAUGUUGCUUCUGUUAAACGUGAUUUUAAUGAUAAAAUGCGUAACGAUAUACAAAAGGCUAUUCAACAACAUGAUGAACUUUCAUCGCAAACAUUUGCUAAACACGAGCAACGUGUUAAUAGUUUACGUGUUGAUUUGAAUUUACUUGAAGAACAAAUGGCACAACGUAUAGCUACUAGUGAACAACAAAUAUCAAAUCAAAUACGUGAUAAGCAAACUGACAAUGAUAUGUGGAGAAGAGAUGUGGAUCAAAAAAUGGUUCGUCUUAUGAAUCUACGAGAAACAUUACCACAAGAAAUUUUUAAUCUUAAUGAAAAAGUAUCAGCAACUCGACAAGAAUGUAUGAAAUUUUGUCAAGAUGAACAUUUUAAAACGAAAAAUGAUAUGGAUCGUUUACGUAAAGAUUUGGUACCUACACAACGUUCUAUAGCUGCUCCACCAAUUGUAAAAGCCAAAACACCGGAUGAUGUUGAUUAUAAAAAUUUAAAAAAUGAAGUUGAGGAGCAACGGGCACCAUCAUUACCAAGACCUAUAUCCAAUUAUGAUGAGGAUCCAGAUGAACCAUAUACGUAG